ACACACGCUACCUUGUUGGAGUUUGAAAUUUGAUUUGCUUCCCACUACAUUGUAGGUGAGCAUAAGCUAAGCAACUUCAAUGUCGAUAUUUGGUUCCACUGCUACUACGAACACAAAUCCCAAUAAGUCUAUAGAGAUUUUGUGUAAUCUACUCGUAAGGUUCAACAACCUCCUGCUGAUUCUGUAACAAGCCUCUGCUUCAGUCCAAAAGCUAAUCUUCUGGUUGCUACUUCAUGGGAUAACCAGGUACGAUGUUGGGAAGUGAUGGGAAGUGGAACCAACACUGGAACUGUACCCAAGGCCGCCAUAUCACAUGAACAACCGGUUUUAUGCUCAGCUUGGAAGGAUGAUGGGACAACUGUCUUCUCUGGAGGUUGUGACAAGCAAGUUAAAAUGUGGCCUCUAUCUGGUAGUCAACCUGUAACAGUAGGCAUGCAUGACGCUCCUGUCAAGGAAUUGGCUUGGAUCCCAGAGACGAAUCUCUUGGUCACAGGAAGCUGGGAUAAGACUCUGAGGUACUGGGAUUUGAGACAGCAAAAUCCAGUACAUAGCCAACAACUUCCUGAGCGCUGCUAUGCACUCACAGUGAAACAUCCUUUGAUGGUUGCUAGCACAGCCGAUAAAAAUCUUAUAGUUUUCAAUUUGCAGAAUCCCCAGACUGAGUUCAAGAGAAUACCCUCACCCUUAAAGUAUCAAACUCGGUGUUUAACUGCCUUUCCUGAUCAACAAGGUUUCUUGGUUGGCUCUAUUGAAGGACGGGUUGGUGUGCAUCAUCUUGAUGAUUCUCUAGAAGGUAAAAACUUCACAUUCAAAUGCCACAGGGAGGGCAACGACAUUUACUCAGUCAACUCUCUAAACUUUCACCCUACACAUGGAACGUUUGCAACUGCGGGAUCUGACGGUGCCUUCAACUUUUGGGACAAAGAUAGCAAACAGAGGCUUAAGGCAAUGUCAAGAUGUAGCCAGCCCAUACCUUGCAGUGCGUUCAACAGUGAUGGCUCAAUCUAUGCAUAUGCGGUUUGUUAUGAUUGGAGCAAGGGCGCAGAAAAUCAUAAUCCAUCAACUGCAAAAACAUCUAUUUACUUGCACUUCCCACAGGAGUCUGACGUUAAGGGCAAGCCACGAAUUGCAAGUAGCAGUAGAAAGUGAAGUCAGCAGUAAAGCUUCUUCUCACUAUUUUGGAAAAAGUUGGGUCUUGUUCUGGACAUGGAGACAUUUGUGCUUUCAUUUUGGGGGUUUUCCUGUUGCAGUCUUGCAGCAAUUGAUUUGUUUGGAGUAGGAGUUUUACCUUUUGAACACACACAAAAAAAGUAGGAAGGUUCAUAGAUAGUGAUUUGAAUCUGAUAUUCUUAUUAGUAGGUGGUGCUUGCUUGUGACCAUACUUGUAUAUAUUUAGAUCGUUUUGCUUUUAAAUUUGAUGUUACCUCA
Messenger RNA from Capsicum annuum, 1428 nucleotides. Its product is annotated as protein RAE1. Gene Ontology annotation, molecular function: RNA binding; ubiquitin binding. Gene Ontology annotation, biological process: transcription-dependent tethering of RNA polymerase II gene DNA at nuclear periphery; RNA export from nucleus. The record is from RefSeq and is a predicted model, not a curated record. The transcript is spliced from 11 exons. Bases 265 to 1149 code for a protein of 294 amino acids. NCBI's taxonomy places the organism in Eukaryota, Viridiplantae, Streptophyta, Magnoliopsida, Solanales, Solanaceae. Gene Ontology annotation, cellular component: nuclear pore.